ACAUAUUCUCAACUAAUCAACUUUACAAGACAGCCAAAUUGGGCCUUGGACCAACUAACUCGUUUUUCAAGUUCGAACUCCAUGCCCACAAGACACCAAGCCUACCGGGCAGGGCCCAAUUAGAUCUCCAUUUAAAUGCACCCAAAUCCAAAAUCUCAACCGCCAAUUCCCUCGCGAAUGUCAGAGAGCGUCUCGCAGCAAUUCUCUCUCUUUCGCUCCCAGAUCAAGAGCAGAAGAUUCGACGAUGGAACUCUACGAAUUCUUGAAUCCGUUUUGGUUUCCAAGGACGUGAGAUCGUUCCUUGAAGUACGAUCGAGCUUGCGAGAGUUCAUGAGAUCUGAAUCUCUCUCUGUUAUUCGUGAAAUUGCAGAGAAAAACGUUGAGCACAAGAUUUUGAUUCUUGAUUUUUUCGUUCGUGCUUUUGCUCUUGCUGGCGAUGUUGAGAGUUGCCUGGCUUUGAGAUAUGAGGCCUUAGUUUUGCGGGAGCUCAAGUCCACAAGUUACCAAUGGCUGCAAGUUUCACAUAUAGAAUGGCUGACCUUUGCAGAGCAGGCACUAGAUAAUGGUUUUUAUUCAGUUGCUGCAAAGGCAUGUGAAAAUGCACUUUUAUCCCUGCAGAUGAAUGAUAUUGCUGAGCACAGAGCUGACGAGUUAUCUGGAAAUGUGCAAAUUAUUGAAAAAAUUAAGAGACUCAAGGAUGUAGCUCUGGCUUCAGUUGUUUCACUUUCUGUUCAGGCACAGGCAACAGAGCAUUUGAAGAAGAAAAAUCAGAAGAGCAAAAAGAACUUUUUGUUCAAUAAAGGAGCACACUGUUUAGCAAGCACACUGUUCACAAGUGGAAUUAAGAAGCAGAAUGCUCGAAAAUUGCUUGAACACCAAAGGCUGCAGCCGUUUACUUAUCAAUCUUGACGUCCUUGCCGGUUCUCCUUUUGCACAUGGGAGCUUAUCUGACAAAAAAAUUGCGGGCUAUCCCUAGAUGCAAGUCUGUGAUGCUGGAAUUGUGGACAUCCUUUUGUAUAUAUUUCAAAACACUUACCUAACCAAAGAAGAUAGCAAUUUUCCCACAUGGAUGGCUGGCAUUACUAUACCCUAUUGUACCAUGACUGGGACACUUUUUCUCAGAGAUGGGUCACACCUUUAUCUCCUCCUACCCAAAAACAAUCCGCUCCAUUUUGUUACUGUUUUUUGACUCCCACGUGAUUUGUCACUGUUUUGAAUCUAAACACCGGCUAAUCAAAAGAGGGUAGUUGUAUCA
Molecule: messenger RNA, 1255 nt
Organism: Vitis riparia (riverbank grape)
Lineage: Eukaryota; Viridiplantae; Streptophyta; Magnoliopsida; Vitales; Vitaceae
Product: protein DOUBLE-STRAND BREAK FORMATION
Exons: 5
Coding region: 136-909 (257 amino acids)
Biological process (GO): meiotic DNA double-strand break formation
Source: RefSeq, a predicted model, not a curated record